This is a messenger RNA of Impatiens glandulifera, 687 nucleotides long. RefSeq names its product pentatricopeptide repeat-containing protein At3g26630, chloroplastic-like. The coding region runs from base 1 to 687 and encodes 228 amino acids. The record is from RefSeq and is a predicted model, not a curated record. Lineage: Eukaryota; Viridiplantae; Streptophyta; Magnoliopsida; Ericales; Balsaminaceae. Gene Ontology annotation, molecular function: protein binding; RNA binding. Gene Ontology annotation, biological process: RNA modification. The transcript has 4 exons.
AUGGCACAGUUCGCACAGCAACGAAUGGUGUGUGAUUUCUUUGUGACUGUGAUCGAGGGUUUCUUCAACGACGAUUACGACCGCGACGGCAUAUCGCGGCACACACGAGUGGAUGAAGAGGCAAAUGAAAAAGUGAGUCACAAGAUGUCAACUAAGAUUGAUGGGUGGUUUACCGAGGGGAUACGAGGACAGGUCUUUGAUGAAAUUCCUGACCCAGAUGUUGUUUCUUGGAGCUCUACGGGGCUGACAAAAAUAGUAAGUAACUGUCCAUCUAAUGCUUUGAUAGCCUUUCAACAAAUGCAGACAGUAAAUGAACGUCCAAAUUCUAUAACUCUAGUCAGCUUACUUUCCGCUUGUACUCAUCUACACGAUGAAGAAACAGGAAAAUCAAUCCAUUCUUACAUAAUCGUCAAUGAUAUCAAGAUAGACGUUUCCCUUGGUACUGUACUUUUCGAGAUGUAUGCCAAGAGUGGAAACAUUAAGAAUGCUCUGAAAGUUUUCGAUCAUAUGUCUGAGAAGAAUUUGCAAUCGUGGACAAUCAUGAUAUCUUGCCUAGCCAACCAUGGCUGUGGGGAACUUUCUAUUUCUCUGUUUAACCGAAUGGAGGAAAAUGGAGUUCAGCCAGAUAGACUGUCAUUUGCGGUUGUUCUGAGUGCUUGUAGCCAUUUGGGACUUGUUUAUGAGUGA